AUAAUGACUGAAGUGCCCAAAAAAUCGGAGCCUUCACUUCGUGAAACAUUCCGUGCAUUUGAGAAAAAUUUGGGAUUCAAAAAUGACAUAAAAUGGCCGGUCGCUAUAUCUAUUAUUCUAUAUCAUUUAUUCGGCAUUUAUUGGUGUUAUCAUUACGCCUUACCAGUUAAAUGGCAGACUGUUGGAUUUGCCAUGUUUAUGUUUUUACUAAGUGGUUUCGGAAUAACGGGAGGGGCACAUCGGCUAUGGACACACAAGUCCUACAAGGCGACUCUACCACUCAAAUUGUUUCUCCUUGGUGCCUUUGCCAGCGCUGGUCAGAAUUCCUUGCUGCAAUGGGUCCGCGAUCAUCGUGUUCAUCACAAGUAUAGCGAUACGGAGGCCGAUCCACAUAACGCCAAUCGUGGCCUGUUUUUUUCUCACAUCGGAUGGCUGAUGCUCAAGAAGAACGACCAGGUCCUGGCUCGAGGGAAACAAAUGGACAUGAGCGAUAUUACUGGCGAUCCUAUUCUCAGGUUUUAUAACAAGCACUUUGCAUAUUUCAAGCUAAUGUUAUGCUUCGUGUUGCCGACAACUAUGUCGAUGUUAUUGUGGGGAGAGAAUUGGCGCUGUGCCAUAGCGUGGCAAUGUUUCCUGCGAUUCUUGAUAAUGUUUCACUGCGAGCUAACAGUCAAUAGCCUCGCUCAUGCAUAUGGAUAUAAGCCGUAUAACAAAAACAUUGUGCCUAGCGAGAAUCGGUUCGUAGCUACAGUUACUCUAGGUGAGGGCUGGCACAAUUACCAUCACAUGUUCCCAUUCGAUUACAAAGCGGCUGAGCAUUUUGACCCUUUUAACUGGUGCACAUACUUCAUAAAUUUCUUCAGAAGUAUCGGGUGGGCUUAUGACUUCCGUGAAGCAACUCCUGAGAUGAUAAAUGCGACAGCGAAGAGAUUAGGCGACGGCACACCAGUUCAUAACCCAGUGGAUAUUACCAAUUCAGAUUAUUGAUUUAUUUUUGAUUUUAUUUAUAAGAGAAUUUAAACCUAAAUAAUUAAGAUUACUAGCUAGAUAGUAUUACGUAGUUUUAUUUUGUUGUGUAUUUGAAAAUAUAAUGAUAAUAUACAUAA
Molecule: messenger RNA, 1106 nt
Organism: Leptidea sinapis
Lineage: Eukaryota; Metazoa; Arthropoda; Insecta; Lepidoptera; Pieridae
Product: acyl-CoA Delta(11) desaturase-like
Exons: 5
Coding region: 4-987 (327 amino acids)
Biological process (GO): unsaturated fatty acid biosynthetic process
Cellular component (GO): endoplasmic reticulum membrane
Molecular function (GO): stearoyl-CoA 9-desaturase activity; iron ion binding
Source: RefSeq, a predicted model, not a curated record